Messenger RNA from Acanthamoeba castellanii str. Neff, 474 nucleotides. Its product is annotated as thioredoxin domain containing protein. The record is from RefSeq and is a predicted model, not a curated record. The transcript has a single exon. Bases 1 to 474 code for a protein of 157 amino acids. NCBI's taxonomy places the organism in Eukaryota, Discosea, Longamoebia, Acanthamoebidae.
AUGUCGUCCACCGAGAACCACAGGUCGCUCAUCAUCUGGUUCGUCGUGCUCGUCGUGGUGGUGAUUGUCGGGUUCGCGGUCAUGGCCAAGACCGAUGUCAAGGGCAGGCCGGAUGCUGGCACAGGCAAGCCAUCAGCGCCGGACCCCAAGAAGAUGACGGAGAAGGCUGCGGCGAAGGGCUACAAGGUUCGAUUCCUCGACGCCGCCGAGCUGAAGAAGGUCGAGCAUCACGACGAUUGCAUCGUCAUGUACUACGCGGACUGGUGUGGAUACUGCAAGCAGGCUCUACCGGCCUUCCUCGAAGCGUCGCGUGUUCCGGGCGGCACGGUGAUGUACGCCGGCAACCUUCGCAAGGGACACCCCGUCAGUAAUUUCCCGACCGUGGUACGGCACUACACCGAUGGCAGGGCCCGCGAGUUCCACAAGGGUCCACGCACGCCCUCCAGCUACGCUAGCUUCGCGACCACACACUAA